AUGAGCGCCUCAGAUCGGCCUUCAGUCGCUGCUAUGACCGGUGGCGCCGAGUUCGACAACGGCUACGGAGAAAACAAAGACGCGGACAACACGAUGGAGACCGACAUGGACUCCAGCAACAUGGAACACGACCGGGCCGAGCUGGACGCGUCUGUCCCAGCCCAGAGCUCCAGCUGCGGGGAGGAGGAGGAGGCUGAGGCCGUGGAGAGGCUGCGAGAGCCCGGGGAGAGACUGCGCGAAAGUGGGAUGCACGGAGCCGAUGGAGGGGCGGUCCUGGGCGGCGGCAGAGAGCAGGAGGUGUCGGUGGAAAUAGGAGAGACGUAUCUGUGUCAGAGAACCGAUAAAUCGUGGCACACGGCAGAGGUGAUCCAGUCGCGGCUGAACGAGCAGGAGGGGAGAGAGGAGUUCUAUGUGCACUAUGUGGGAUUUAACAGGCGUCUGGAUGAGUGGGUGGGGAAGAACCGUCUGGCUCUGACCAAAACGGUGAAGGACGCGGUGAGGAAGAGCACGGAGCUGGGAGGCGUGGACCUGGGGGACCAACCAGAACGCAAGAUCACCAGGAACCAGAAACGAAAACACGACGAGAUCAACCAUGUACAAAAGACGUACGCAGAGAUGGACCCGACCACAGCCGCUCUGGAGAAGGAGCACGAAGCCAUCACCAAAGUCAAGUACGUGGACAAGAUUCAGAUCGGGAAUUUUGAGAUCGACGCCUGGUACUUCUCCCCGUUCCCAGAGGAUUAUGGGAAGCAGCCCAAACUGUGGAUUUGCGAAUACUGCCUGAAGUACAUGAAGUUUGAGAAGAGCUUCAGACACCACCUGGUCAGUUCAAACUGUCAGUGGAGGCAGCCGCCAGGAAAAGAGAUCUACAGGAGGAGCAACAUCUCUGUGUUCGAGGCGGACGGACGAGACCACAAGAUCUACUGUCAGAACCUGUGUCUUUUGGCCAAACUUUUCCUCGACCACAAAACGCUGUAUUUUGACGUGGAGCCGUUCAUCUUCUACAUCCUCACAGAAGUCAACAAACAAGGAGCGCACAUCGUGGGAUAUUUCUCUAAAGAGAAAGAGUCUCCGGACGGGAAUAACGUGGCGUGUAUCCUCACACUGCCGCCAUACCAGCGCCGCGGCUACGGGAAGUUCCUCAUCGCCUUCAGUUAUGAGCUGUCGAAGCUGGAGAGCACAGUGGGGUCUCCUGAGAAGCCUCUGUCAGACCUGGGCAAACUCAGCUACAGAAGCUACUGGUCCUGGGUCCUGCUGGAGAUCCUCCGGGACUUCAGAGGAACUCUGUCCAUCAAAGACCUGAGUCAGAUGACCAGCAUCACUCAGAGUGACAUCAUCAGUACGCUGCAGUCUCUGAACAUGGUGAAGUACUGGAAAGGUCAACAUGUGAUCUGUGUGACGCCCAAACUGGUGGAGGAGCAUCUGAAGAGCGCCCAGUACAAGAAGCCUCCUAUCACGGUCGACACCCAGUGUCUGAAGUGGGCGCCUCCAAAAACCCGACAGCUGAAAUUGACAAAGAAGUGA
Messenger RNA from Knipowitschia caucasica, 1524 nucleotides. Lineage: Eukaryota; Metazoa; Chordata; Actinopteri; Gobiiformes; Gobiidae. The record is from the annotation of a GenBank genome assembly.